Messenger RNA from Paramecium octaurelia, 1402 nucleotides. The record is from the annotation of a GenBank genome assembly. Lineage: Eukaryota; Ciliophora; Oligohymenophorea; Peniculida; Parameciidae.
AAAUUAUGAAAGCUCUUCUUUUCGUCGUUUGUGGUAUCAAAAUUUUGAUAUUUCUUAGUUGCAUCUGCAUUGGCAUCACAUGCUUAUAUAUACCCAUUCAAUAACAACAAUGUAAAUGAAUUGGAAGGCCUUAAUCAAAAACAAAUUGCUUAAUUGAUCAAAUACAAUAUUGGAUUAGUCGAACACAUUUCUGCUGACUAACAAAAGGUCUUUGAACAAUUGAUAAAGUAUAUAUUUCUACGUCAAUUAGAACAUUUGGCAAAGGCAAUAUCUUAUCGCCAACGGAUAUGAACUAUUUGAUUCUUAUUGAGAGCGAGAAAUUGUAUUAAGGAUAAGAAUUAAAAUAACAGAGAAUAACUGAGGGAUUCUCUUAGAGCUUUAAAGUGAUGGACAAGGAUCCAAAAUCCCUUAUGGAAUCACUUUUUGGUCAACAAGGUAAUCAUUUGAAUCCCAAUUUAGAUGAUUCUUUAAUUUAGAAAGCAAGAAAAAUAUACAACCAAAAUAAUUUGGGAUUCAAAAUCUAUCAAAAUGAGGACAACUUGGAUAUUAAUUAUUUAUAAUGGACAAUCACUCUUUAUUUAGGCAAAAAUGUAAAAUAUAAACUUAUUAUAUAGAAUGAAGUUUAUUUCUAUGAACCAAACAAAGAUAAAUCAUAUAAAGUGGAUUCAAGUUUAGAAAAAUGUGUUGACAAUUUCUUCGGAACAACCUUUGAUUAUGCACCAAAUGAGAAGAAAAUUUAUAAAUACAACACAAAUGAAAUGAUCGAAAUUACUUAAGACAAUGAAGAAUAAAUAAUUGGGUUCUUAAAAGACGUGUGUGCUAUGAAUAAAUUAUCUACACUCUUUAAAAAAUGUAAUCUUAUUCCAUUAAUUAAUCAGCCAAUUAACCCAACAUGUUGUCAAUUAUAAAUAAGUCUAUUGCAAAGCUAGAAAAACUCAUGAAAGAACCAGAAAUAGAGAUGAUCUAUGAUAUGAUGAGAAUCGCUCAUAAAAAAGUAAAAUAUUAAAUUAUUUUAAGCUCUCUAAAAACUUAAGAAAUACUUUUGAAAACGAAGAACUAUUCGGUCUCAUUUUAGUUGAAGAAGAAAAGAAUCCUCAAUUAACAACUACUAAGGAAUCAGCAAAAGUUUAAAGAAUUUUAAUGGAGACAAGAACAAGAAUGUUAAAUUAAGUUACUGUAUGAUAUUCUAAAUUACUUUUAUUAGUAAACUAACUCUUCUGGAUAUGUCAUGGAUGCAACUACUUAUCAAAUUUAUGUUUGGUUUGGAGUUUUCUUUGUUAUAGUCUUGAUUGGUAUAAUAUAUGCUAUGGUCACCAUGGAUAUUUAAAAGGAUACUUUAUUGUAUGCAAAAUUCUUAACAACAGAUUAAAGAGCAUGAUCAGUAUAUGUAAUUAUACCAAAC